AUGUUGAUUAAAGCUGCGUAUUUAAUUCUCAUCGCGAUCGGUUCAUUCAACCGAAUUUACGGUCAUUGUGAAGAAUCGUAUAUGACGUUUUGUGACUGUGUGUCUGAUAUUCGGAAUUACAAAAGUGGAAAUUGGACUGACGUAGUAAUCAAGUCUGAUAAAAUUUCGUGCUCCUCCACCAUCAAAAGCAACAAUUUCGAAAAAUUAGAAGAAAUUAAGAUACUGUUUAUUGUCAAUCAAAUUGAAUCAAUUGAAAGAUUUACCUUUAAACAAAUAGGUGGAACACUAAAAGUUUUGAAAUUUUAUGGAAAUAAUUUGAUUCAAGUAAAAAGUAACAUGUUUUCUGGUUUUAGAAAACUGAGCCAGUUAGGUUUGGUCAAUAAUAAUAUUGAGUUAAUUGAAGAGAAAUCAUUUAGUGGAUCUGUUAUCAAAAAUUUGGAUCUAUCACGUAACAAAAUCGAAAUGAUCGCAGCGAAUACAUUCGACGGAAGUGAAAUUACUAAAAUCGUCUUAAGAUAUAACAGAAUAUCCCAUAUUAAUGAAGAUGCCUUUAACAAUCAUUUGGAAAUCCUGCAACUAGACUACAACAAUUUAGAACAUUUGCAAGGCGGUUUUGCUUCAAAAUCCCCGAAGCUAAGUGAACUAACAAUCAGUCACAACAAGCUAUCACACGUUUCCGAUGUUCCCUCUUUAGUCAAAGCAAACAAGCUUGACUUUUCCUUCAAUAACAUUAAUCACAUCAAUCUUCCAGAAUUUGAAGAUUUUAAAGAUCUGAUUUAUCUUGAUUUAAGUAGCAACAAACUCGAAACCUUUUCAUUGAAAUACUUUAAGAAGGUGAAAACGGAAAGAAUGACUCUACUGUUAAGUUACAAUCUUUUAACAAACAUAAAAAUCAAAAGUAACGCAAAACCUAUGACACUGACACUGUUUGGCAAUCCAUGGAAUUGUAAAUGUUUGAAAGAAAUGCAGAAAAGUAUGCUCGAGAAUAAUUUUACUACGACAAAAUGUGACUUGGAAUUGUUUAAAUGCGGUUUUCUUCCCGUGUGUAUUGACCAAGGUGAAUGCAAGAACUCACAACCGGUGGAAAAUCGUGAUGAUCUGAAAAGGUUCAUGCAGCAGAAUAGGGAAAAAGAAAAUUUUACCUGUGAUGUGUUUCGUGAGACUAGUUCAAGAUUUAUAGUAGGUAUUCAUUCUCGUUAAUUGAAUUUUGUAAAUAUUUAAUACUUUUCAUGUUAAAAUAAAGCCUUGAAAAACUUAGUUUUUUGAGUGUGGGAAAAUAAAGGCUUUCUAUCCUAUCAAUUUGGAUGCUUACAACCUUUAUUGUAAUUUUACCUAAAAGCUUGACAUUUAUUCUCUAUUUAUCUCUAAACUUGAUAAAAUGUUUAAAAAACUAGAAACCUAUCUUUAUGGCAAGUUUUAUAGAAGAAACGUACAUUUUAUUAAGUGGAGUUUAUGAUUGUAUGUUAAAUGAGGAAAAUUCCUGCUUGCAAAGGUCACGCCACGAUGGAAGCUUAUCACUUUGCAGAAAUGGCCAUUUUCCCUCCAUGCAUCAGAAUAUUAUAAAUAAUAAAAUACCUCGCAAUAACUCGCUGAUCUGGCGCCAAACCUUAUUACAGUUAUGAAAAAAAUUCUAUCCUACACUCCAACUCAUGUUCUUGACCAUGAACCUGAGUAGGUGAACCGAAUCAAAAUUUAUGUUGGCCAUUAUUGCCCCUCAAGGAAUAAGUCUGGUUAGUUUCAUGUCGCACGUAGGGGGUUACCGUUUCAUUUCCAACACCCACUCAAAUCAAUACAUUUGUAGAAAAAAUCAACAGUCACUAAUUAUACCGUUUGAUUAAACGCAAACUGGGUUAAUAAAUAAUCCCACGAGAUUAAUUGAUUUAAACGAGACACCCACUCAAGUUUUUUAAAAGUAAAAAGAAUGAAGUUAUUUGUUUUACACCUUCCGUCACACACCAUUCUCUUGGUCCGCUCCUUUAAUUUUCACGGCGGCAACGUCGUGUUAUUUUGCCAUCAACUUACUUUCUGCCCUUGUUUUAUGUUGCAAUAAAUCACGAAAUACAUUUUUACGGGCAGAUGCUAAAUGCACACGUAAUGUUCAUCGCUCAACUCACGUCCAACCUCUUAAUUUAUUUAGGACCAUGAGGUAGUCCGAUUGUAAGCAACCUCUAUUUUCAUUAAGGGUCACAGAUGCUUACAAUGGACUGACGGAGGAUCCUUUACAAGAUGGGCGUCGGGGGUGGAAUACGUGCCCUGAACGAAGGACCAACGCAGCGCCGCUGAAGGGCUUACCAAGCAGACAUUCAAGCACGUGUUGGCCAUUUGACGACACGAUUUUUUCCAAGUAAGAGGCUAGUUAAUGAUCUCGACGACGAGCUUGCGAUACCCGCCGGCAUGGAUAUAUCUGGGUUAGGAGCUUUGCGGAACGGUCGCUUAUGUGUUAUAAAGGCAUAAUGAA
Molecule: messenger RNA, 2458 nt
Organism: Tribolium madens (black flour beetle)
Lineage: Eukaryota; Metazoa; Arthropoda; Insecta; Coleoptera; Tenebrionidae
Product: P-granule-associated novel protein 1-like
Exons: 2
Coding region: 1-1200 (399 amino acids)
Molecular function (GO): protein binding
Source: RefSeq, a predicted model, not a curated record